AUGCGCCAAGGGUUCGCGAGGGCGCUGGUGCCCUACUAUCCGGUAGCCGGUCGCAUCGCGGAGCCCUCCCCGGGCGACCUCGUGGUGGACUGUACCGGCGAGGGCGUCUGCUUCGUGACACAGGUGGUCGAGAUCUCGCCGGAGAGCAUCCUGCGAAUCAAGGACGAGUUCAAGGCCGCCACGGGGGAGACCUGCUCCACCUUCGACGCGGUGACGGCCGUGGUCUUCAAGUGCCGUGCGCUGGCGGUGGAGCUCGCCGACGCCGCUGAAGUCCGCCUUGGCUUCGCCGCCAGCACGCGGCACCUCCUUCAGGGCGUGCUGCCGUCAGUGGAUGGCUACUAUGGCAACUGCGUGUACCCGGUCGGGAUCACCCGGAGCAGCAAGACCAUCCGGGAGGCACCACUGCCCGAAGUGGUCGGCGUAAUGCGAGAGGCCAAGGAGGCGCUUAAGGUGAGGUUCACGGACUGGAUGCACGGCGGCGCCAAGGAUGACCACUACAACGUGCCGCUGGAUUACGGCACCGUGACGGUGUCGGACUGGAGCCGCGUUGGCUUCAACGAGGUGGACUACGGCUUCGGCGAGCCUGGAUAUGUGUUCACGCUCAACGACGACGUCAACAUCGUUGCGUCGGUGAUCUACCUCAAGCCCCCGGCGCCCAAGCGCGGGAUCCGGCUCAUGCUCCGCUGUGUGGAGGAGCCACACGCCGCUGUGUUCGCCGACGAGCUUGCCAAGUACGCUUAG
Messenger RNA from Triticum turgidum subsp. durum (durum wheat), 741 nucleotides. The record is from the annotation of a GenBank genome assembly. NCBI's taxonomy places the organism in Eukaryota, Viridiplantae, Streptophyta, Magnoliopsida, Poales, Poaceae.